Messenger RNA from Brassicogethes aeneus, 2403 nucleotides. Lineage: Eukaryota; Metazoa; Arthropoda; Insecta; Coleoptera; Nitidulidae. The record is from the annotation of a GenBank genome assembly.
CGUGUUCAUAAAAUAAAAACGUUUAAAAAUUAAUUUAAAUUAAAGCAAUUCAUUCAAUGAAUAAGAAAGUAUAAUUGCAUUGGUGAACCUGCUAAAUAAACCCAUUAAAUUUAAUACUUUUAAAUAGAUAUAAAUUGUGCGCAUAUAAUAUAAAAAUAAACAAUUAGAUCAUCACCUGAAUACUUAAGUCGGACAUACAUUCCAUCUUUUAUCUCUUUUUACUUCAUUACUUUGUUUUACAAUAUUUUACCCGUAUGUCUUUGCUAACUUCAAUAUUGAAAAUGGUGGACAAAACGUCAAAAACUGCCUUUUAAUGAGGCAGUGGUGUGUUUACUUCUUUGCAAGUCGAUUUGAACCGACUUUUUGAAAGUUUUGGCCCCUCGGGGGUUACAGGUGACAACUACUAGAACAAAAUGUCUGUUAGAGCAUUAGGCACACGUUUGUUCAAACAUGGUGCAGCUUAUGUUCGGCAUAUAUGCAGAAGAGACCUUAACACAGCAAAAAUUGCCGACAAAAUUAAUGCUGUCAGCCAAGCACCUUCAGCAUCUGCACAGGUGUCAAAUGCCCUCGUUGUACCAAGAAAAUUCGCCCUAAGAAAUGUGGGAGUUCAAAUUGGUUUGCAAGCCCGUAGAAUCCUCAUUGAUAACGUGUUGAAUAGAGUGACCAACAGUUUGGCCCAAGAACUCAAAAAGAAAGCUGCUAGAAGAAUCUUAUAUGGCGAUUCUGGCCCCUUCUUUGCUUUGGUUGGUGUAAGUUUGGCUUCUGGUACAGGCAUUUUGACCAGGGAAGAUGAACUUGAGGGUGUUUGUUGGGAAAUAAGGGAAGCAGUUUCCAAAAUAAAAUGGCAGUAUCAUGACGUAGAAGUUGACGAAAACCGAUUCGAGGAAACCCCGAUUACAUUAAAUGAUUUAACUUUUGGCAAAGCAAUUGCCAAAGGAUCCAAUGCAGUUGUCUAUGCAGCCAAUAUAAAACCCUCUGAAACAGAACCAAAAACUGUUGUUGAAGAACAGGAAAACAAAGUGGAAAAUUUAGUCCCAGCAAAACUUAAAACUGAGGACUGUGAUGACAUUAAUAAAUAUCCAUUGGCUUUAAAAAUGAUGUUUAAUUAUGACAUACAAUCGAGUUCAAUGGCUAUUUUGAAGGCUAUGUAUAGAGAAACUGUUCCUGCCAGGGUUUAUCACAGCAAUGUUGGAGUUUCUGAUUGGGAAAUGGACUUGUCUUCAAGAAAAAUUCAACUUCCUCCCCACCCCAAUGUAGUGGCAAUAUUUUCCGUUUUUACCGAUUUUGUGCCGGAAUUGGAGGAUUGUAGAGGCUUGUAUCCAGCAGCAUUGCCUCCAAGAAUUUAUUCUGAAGGAUCAGGAAGAAACAUGUCGCUAUUUUUGCUCAUGAAAAGAUACCAUAACAGCCUUCAGGAAUACGUCCAAAACAACGACUUAUCCAUGAGAAAAUCCAUUUUGCUCCUAACCCAACUUUUCGAGGGCGUAGCCCACCUAAACGCCCACGGCAUAGCCCACCGCGACCUUAAAUCCGACAACCUCCUUCUGGACACGACCGAACCCGAAGUCCCUAUUUUGGUGAUCGGGGACUUCGGAUGUUGCCUUUCGGAUCGCGCUAACGGCCUCAUGCUGCCCUACGGCAGCUACGACGUCGACAGAGGCGGCAACAGCGCGCUCAUGGCACCCGAGAUCAUACUGCAGAAGCCGGGCACGUUCAGCGUGUUGAAUUACACCAAGUCGGAUCUUUGGGCGGUGGGUGCCAUCGCCUAUGAGAUUUUCGGUUGCGUAAACCCGUUCUACGGCAGUAAAGAUCGGGAGAAGUUGAGGAACGUGAAUUAUAAAGAGGAGGAUCUGCCCAAAUUGCCUGACGAGAUUCCUUUGAUCAUCAGGUGUUUGGUGGGCAAUUGUCUUAUGCGGAAUCCAAAAGAGCGAGUGAAUUCUGAGAUAGCUGCCAAUAUAUGUCAGCUAUUCUUAUGGGCUCCAAGUUCCUGGUUAAAGCCUGGUUUAGCUAAGCUACCAUCAAGUGCGGAAAUACUUCAAUGGUUGUUAAGUCUUACAACUAAAAUGCUUUGUGAAGGAAGAAUGAACAAUCAAUGCUUGAAGAAAUCUGGUAGGAGAAGCUACCCAGAGUAUCUAUUAAUUUCCUCUUUUCUCUGUAGAGCAAAACUGUCAAAUAUUAGGUCUGCCCUUACUUGGAUACAUAAUUGCUUUUAGAGCUUGGAGUGUACAUUAUAUUUUAUUUAUGCAGUCCUAUUUGAGGUUAUUUUAUUCUUAACUAACGUUACUUAAACUGGAUAUUUUGAGUCAAAAAUAAUAAAAAUUACAACAUGCUAAGACUGGAAUUGUGAUUUUAAAUUUAAACAAAAUUGUAAAUAUGUUGUGAAAUUAUACGUUUGGAAGUGUUGUA